CGAAAGAAGUCAGACAUCUAAGCUCCCCAACUUCAAAAGGCAGCAGAGAAGGUUAGGGAAGUCUGCACCUUGGAACCCACACAAAUAUAUUCCCCAGUUCAAUUUGAUCACCAAUCAAUAAUUCAGAACACUAACUCUUCUUUUAUUUUUGCAGCCCACGACACACCAACAAACAUAGAUGGAGAGAGAAGAACGACCAGUGCCUCACCAUCUGUCGUUGCCCAAGCGAAAGAAUAAAGCAAUAACCAGUGCACAAACUGGCGAAUCAAAGCCACCGCCAAAACGGCGCAAAACAGGGAUCGACAGACGAUCCAAAAAGCUAGCAACCGCAUCCUUCAAUCCAUUCAGACAACCUUUCUCAACCGAUAUCAAUACGAACAACACGGCAUCAACGAUUGUUGGCAUAAACCAAUCUAAAUUCCAGUCUGAGGUUGAAGAAACAACAGAACAUACUUCACAAACACCUACUCACGCACAACAGGAGCAAAAUCUGGCUGACAUUCAACAACCACAGGAAACAAAUACUAUCUUGCAGAGCUUUGAUAACAAUAUCUUGGAUUUGGGAUUACCAACCUUGGCUUGCACAAACUGUGGUGCACGAUUCUGGCCACAAGAACAGCUCAACUGCAACAGGCCAACAAAGACACCGAUUUACACAUUGUGCUGCCAGCAAGGAAGGAUACGAUUACCACUUCUUAAGCCCACACCACCACUUUUAGAUAAGCUACUUGAUGUCAGCGGUGAUUCAACGGCCACUCAUUUUGGAAAACAUCGACGUCAGUAUAAUGCAGCCUUUUCAUUCACUUCGAUGGGUGCUAAAGUUGAUCAACGUCUGCUGAAUUCUAGAGGUCCGUACUCGAUGGUAAUAUGCGGCGAGAACUAUCACCUUAUUGGUUCUUUAUUGCCACCUAAUGGUGAAAGACCCAAAUUUGCACAGUUAUACCUCUUUGAUCCCUCAACAGAAGUGGAAGAUCGGAUGGCUAACUUUUCGAGCAACGAUGAAGUUUUGAAGGCAGAGAUAGUUUCGGGGUUAAUUGAGAUGUUCAAUGAAACAAAUGAGUUGGUCAAAAGCUUCAGACGAGUUCGAGAACACCUACAAAAUCCUGAAAACCAAAAUUUGCGGCUCAGAAUUGUUGGUACUCGAGUGAAAAAUGGAGAGCAGUAUGAACUACCUACUGGACAAGAGUUAGCUGGCUUAAUCCCAGGAGAUUUUCGGCCAGACAAUAAUGACAGAGACAUCAUUGUUCUCCACAGGAGCCAGGGUCUAUGGCGUAUAAAUAGUCUCAAUCCCAAAUUCGAUGCUCUACAUUUUCCAUUAUUGUUUCCAUAUGGAGAAGACGGUUUCCACACAGGAAUAUGUUACAAUGAACCAGCAAAUAGACGGUCAAGAAAGAGGAUGUGCAUAACUCAACGAGAGUACUACUCCUUCCGUCUCCAACAUCGUGACAACGAGGGAUCUACACUUAUGAGGGGUGGAAAAGUUCUGCAACAUUAUAUCAUAGAUGCAUUCUCCACAAUAGAACAAAAUCGCCUUAUAUUCCUUAGACAAAAUCAGGAGCAACUACGCUCUGAAAUCUUUCAAGGAUUAUAUGAUGCUUACAAAGCAGGCAAAGAGACAGGGAAAGAUUUAGGAAGGAUCAUUUUGCCGGCUUCAUAUACAGGAGGGCCACGAUAUAUGAAAAAUUUAUACCUCGAUGCAAUGGCGAUUUGUCAACAAUUCGGCAAUCCUGAUCUAUUUAUUACAUUCACCUGCAAUGCCCAGUGGCCAGAAAUUGUACAUGCUUUCGAAGAAACGGUUGGGAAUCGAAGUGAAAACAAGACACAGAUUGUUGCUCGAGUUUUCAGAAUGAAGUUACGAGCCUUAAAAGAGCGGAUUACCAAGCAAAAGUAUUUCGGAAAAACGGUGGCAGAUCUUUAUACAGUGGAAUUCCAAAAGCGAGGACUACCGCAUGUUCACAUCCUGAUAUGGCUGGACGAACCAGAUAAAUUGAAAGACAUUGCAGCCAUUGAUUCAGUAAUAAGCAGUGACAUACCUGAUAGAUCUAUAGAUCGAGAGGGAUAUGAAGCAGUAACACGAUUCAUGAUGCAUGGUCCAUGUGGUCAAUCAAACACUUCAGCACCUUGCAUGGUAGAUGGUCGAUGUUCAAAGCACUUUCCCAAAGCUUUUAGCUCAGAGACAACAUAUUAUCAGUUUGGAUACAUCGUCUACAGAAGGAGGGACACAGGAAUACAUGUCGAAAAGGGCAGAACAAAGCUUGACAACAGGUUUGUUGUGCCAUACAAUAGAGACCUUUUGGUAUGGUUGCAGGCACACAUCAAUGUGGAAAUUUGUCACAAAGGAAGGUUGAUAAAAUAUCUUUUCAAAUAUCUUACAAAAGGACAUGACAGAUCGAUGGUAGAAGCUACAAAUAGAGCAUCCUCAUCAUCAAAUGAACAAGGUCCAAUAGAUGAAAUUUCACAAUAUUUGGAUUGUCGAUAUCUUUCAGCAUAUGAAGCAGCUUGGAGAAUUUAUGAAUUCCCGAUACACGAGAGGACGCCAGCUGUUCUCAGAAUGUGUGUACAUCUCCCCAAUCAACAAACAGUUCCAUAUAAUGAGGAUGAACCACUAGAAAAUGUGGUGCAACGUCGUGGAGUCAAUCAAACUAUGCUAACACAGUGGUUCAAGCUUAACAGAACCAAUCCAGCAGCUCGAACGCUCACCUACCGAGAGAUACCAAACAAGUUUGUAUGGGAUCAGAAACAAGCUGAUUGGUUUCCAAGGAAGAGAGGAUUUCAGAUUGGAAGAAUAGUCUCUGUUCCGCCGGGAUCAGAUGCUGUGUAUUUGAGAAUGCUGCUAACGAAAAUACGAGGAGCAUUAAGUUUUGAACAUCUCAGGACAGUAGAUGGUAUCUGUUACCGCACAUACAAGAAGGCAUGCAAUAAACUUGGCUUGCUAUCCACGGAUGAGGAAUGGAAAUUAGUACUAGAAGAAGUUUGUCAAUGGGGCCAACCAUCUUUAAUAAGAACUACUUUUACUUCACUCCUCAUGUUCUGUGAGAUUACAGAACCACUUUCUCUGUUUGAGAAGUUUUGGGAACAGAUGGCAGAUGAUAUAGUAUACCGAGCUCGACGAAACAACUCUUGCAGAUACUUUGUCCCGCCAUCACGUUCUUUGCAAAACUCAGUACUUCUAGAACUGCAAAGACUACUCAACUAUUAUUCUACUACUCUUCAGAACGUAGGCCUACCUACUCCACAGUUGGAUGACUGCGACGUCCUGGACAAUAGUCUUAUUGCAGAGCAGCUUGACUAUGACAUUACCGAACAGAGAAGAAGAGCAGAUACAAGUUGGGAGUCACUUAAUGAAAAUCAAAGAUAUGCAUACGAUGCCGUAUUCGAUUCUGCAAGCAAUGAGAAAGGGUCUUUGUUCUUCUUAUAUGGACAUGGAGGCACGGGAAAGACAUUCCUAUAUGACACUCUUAUUGCAAAGUUGAGAAGCAUGAAAAAAAUUGUCUUGGUGGUGGCUUCCUCGGGUAUAGCUGCUACACUACUACCUGAUGCAAUUACAGCACAUUCGAGAUUUAAAAUUCCACUUGAAAUCGAUAGAACUUCUACCUGCAUGAUUAAGAAGGGAUCACAUCUUGCUCAACUUAUCAAAGAAGCAAGCCUCAUAGUUUGGGAUGAAGCUCCAAUGACACAUCGAUUCUCAUUCGAGGCAGUUGAUAGAACUUUUUGCGACAUCAUGAACUGCCCAUUAACUGGAGAUGGUUAUAAGCCUUUCGGCGGAAAGUGUGUUCUUCUUGGCGGUGAUUUUAGACAGACAUUGCCUGUUGUGGUGGAAGGUGGUCGUGAAGAGAGUAUUGAUUCCUCUCUAACAAGAUCACAUCUUUGGAAGCAUUUCAAAGUUUUACCUUUGACAGUAAACAUGCGGAUCAACACCAACCACAACAACCUGCUGCCCAUUUAUGAUGGAAUGGAUUUUGCAAGUUGGGUACUAGCUGUUGGAGAUGGAAGAAUCAAACGUACAACAUUCAGCUCAUCAGUUUAUACAGAUUGGAUAAAAAUACCAGAUAAGUUCCUCAUUCCACAUAUAGGCAACAAGAUUCAGGCAAUUACUGAAACUGUCUAUACUGAUUUUCGUUCUAACUAUGGUAAUCCAGACUACAUUAAGAAUCGAGCUAUAGUAACACCGACAAACCGUACAGUUUCAGAGAUAAAUGCAUAUAUGUUGGCUCAAAUAAAGGGAAGAGACAAAAUAUACUAUAGCUCAGAUUCAAUUGAAGAUGACUCGCCAAACAGUAUCAGACUGGAAGAAGAAUAUCCAACAGAGUUCUUGAAUGGCUUAUCCUUCAAUGGUGUACCAGAACAUGAAAUACACUUGAAGGUAUCAACUCCAGUCAUCCUUCUUCGUAAUUUGAAUCCCGCUAUCGGGUUGUGCAAUGGGACGAGGAUCAUGAUUACACAUUUGGGAGAUAAUGUUAUUCGAGGUGAUAUCAUUGGAGGAAAGUAUGACAAGAAAACAGUUGCGAUACCGAGAAUAGUGCUCAAUGUUACUGAACAUCGAUGGCCAUUUGUCUUGAAGAGAAGACAGUUUCCAGUCAGGGUGUGCUAUGCAAUGACAAUCAACAAGAGUCAAGGCCAAACUCUUGAUAUAGUCGGGGUUUACUUGCCUAAGCCAGUGUUCAGUCAUGGACAACUUUAUGUAGCUGUCUCACGAGUUCGAUCUGCAGAUGGAUUACAUAUACUAAUUGACAAUGAUGCCGGGGUGCCACAAAGCUUCACAAGAAAUAUUGUAUAUGAAGAAACUUUUGCCGAUAUCAAUGGAACAACACAACCACCCACAGGGGAAAGGGACUUUGAUUGAAGAUAGUUUGGAAAUUAAAUUUGGAACCAGUUACAAUCUCAAUCUCUCUUGCAACGUAAGAAAAUAUUCAUGCUACUUCUUACCUUCACAAUAACCAAAACCAUCCAACAAGCUACUAACUCACCAAUCAAUAUGAAUUUCGCUGCAGUAUAUGUGAACAGAUUUUGCAAGGUAAUGGACCAGUGGAAAGCACAAAGGCAAGGAGAAGCAGAUCACCAAGAAAUAUUCAUUGAUGUACUCUUAAUAAGAUAGUUACAAAUUAAUAUUUACAUGAACUGCUUCUACAUAUUAUUCCAGUUCUGCAUUCUUUGUUCUUUGUUCAUAAUAUGUUCUUCGUCCAAGCUUAUACAAACAUGUGUUUUGAUCGAAAAUCAUAAAAACAAACCUGCCUUCUUUGUUUAGUAAAACGACUGUGUUUUAGAAAAAGCCAUAUUUAUCAAUUAAAGUGAAAUGGGCUUACAUUUCUAUUUAACAAACUUCCGUUGGCUAGCUACACGACAACUCCUAGGUUAGUGGGCUUAAGCUAAAUUUGUGGCCUUGCUACUGAUCAAAACUCAAUUUAACAUAAUUAAGUAGACUUUUCGGAUGGAAGUCUUUGUUUCUUAUCAUCUUCAAUCAAAGAUUUCCUUUGUAAAAACUAGAAAUUGCGAACAAUAAAUAUGUAAGAUAGCAGGUGCAAAUAAAGACGUGUGGCCCAUCAGGAUUAACACCUCUUCGUCUUCCGUAUACGCGGAGUUUUUCUUAUGGUUAAUGGGUAAGUAGUCAGAUAGAAGAAGAUGGUGCAAAUAAAAUUACUGUGUACGU
Linum trigynum is the source of this 5647-nucleotide messenger RNA. The record is from the annotation of a GenBank genome assembly. NCBI's taxonomy places the organism in Eukaryota, Viridiplantae, Streptophyta, Magnoliopsida, Malpighiales, Linaceae.